Symbiodinium sp. CCMP2456 is the source of this 497-nucleotide messenger RNA. The record is from the annotation of a GenBank genome assembly. NCBI's taxonomy places the organism in Eukaryota, Dinophyceae, Suessiales, Symbiodiniaceae.
GUCAUCCACUGGCCCGGGCCGAAGACCGGCUGGCCGCUCCCCCGAGGUCAGGUUUGCCCGCCGGAUUGGACACCGAAGCUCCGCGACACGGGGACGUGGAAGGCCAUGGAGGACCUCUACGAGCAGGGAAAGGUGAAGGCCAUCGGCGUCACCAACUACUCUCUGCGACAUCUGAAGCAGCUGAUGAAGACCUGCAAGAUAAAGCCGAUGAUCAACCAGGUGGAGUUCCACCCUAGACUUGUUCAGAAAGAGCUGCUGGAGUUCUGCCAGAAGCAUGGCAUCGUUUUGCAGGCCUAUGCAUCCUUGGGCUCCGGCGACGCGUCCCAGGCCGAGUCCUUCUUCUCCUUCCCGCCGGUGAAAGCGGCUGCAAAGGCCCAUGGCAAGACCGGGGCCCAGGUUCUGCUGCGAUGGGCCAUGCAGAAAGGCUGCCACGUGGUACCCAAGUCGGUGCGUCCAGAGCGCAUGAAGGAGAAUGCGGGUGUCUUCAACUUCAAGCU